AUGGCAUCACCAGCGCAAACAACCCAGCGCCCCAAGGUCCAGCCUUGUCGGUACAAGACUGGCAAGACGCUAGGCGCCGGCUCUUAUUCAGUGGUUAAGGAAUGCGUGCACAUCGAUACGGGCCGUUACUAUGCGGCGAAGGUGAUCAAUAAACGCCUGAUGGCUGGGCGCGAGCACAUGGUCCGGAAUGAGAUCGCAGUGCUAAAGAGAGUAUCGAUGGGUCACCAAAACAUACUGACCCUGGUCGACUAUUUUGAGACCAUGAACAAUCUUUACCUGGUCACUGACCUUGCGCUCGGCGGAGAGCUGUUCGACCGUAUCUGUCGAAAAGGCAGCUACUACGAAUCCGACGCAGCGGAUCUCAUCCGUGCGAUCUUGUCUGCGGUUGCCUAUUUACAUGACCAUGGCAUCGUGCAUCGCGAUCUCAAGCCAGAGAACCUCCUGUUCCGGACUCCCGAGGACAACGCAGAUCUGUUAAUUGCAGACUUUGGCCUGUCCCGGAUCAUGGACGAGGAGCAGUUUCACGUUCUCACCACGACAUGCGGUACGCCUGGGUAUAUGGCACCUGAGAUCUUCAAGAAAAGCGGCCAUGGAAAACCAGUAGACAUCUGGGCCAUUGGUGUCAUCACCUACUUCUUACUCUGCGGCUAUACCCCCUUCGACCGCGACUCCAACCUGGAAGAGAUGCAGGCCAUCCUUGCAGCGGACUAUUCCUUCACGCCUCUUGAGUACUGGCGCGGCGUCUCGCCCGAGGCGCGUGACUUCAUCAAACGCUGCCUGACCAUCGACCCCGCCGCGCGAAUGACGGCUCACGCCGCCUUGCAACAUGCCUGGGUCAACCCGCCCUACGACACAGACGUCGACAAGUUCGGCUCGGGAGAGGAUCUCCUGCCGACUGUGAAGAAGAACUUCAACGCACGACGCACGCUCCACAAGGCCAUCGACACGGUGCGGGCCAUCAACAAGCUCCGCGAGGGAGGAGGGCUCAUGAUGGACGGCGUUAUGAGCGUCGAUCCCAAGCCCGAGCGUGUCGUCGGGAACGACGUCUACGAGGAACAGCAGUAUCAUCCCCAUCACCAGGGCGACCGUGCCGAUCACGAUGGGGAGAUGGAAAUCGAUGGACGGGGCAAUGCCCGUGGUCAGACGGAGGAGCAGAUUCGGGCCCAAGAACGUAAGGUCAAGGAGACGGUGGCAGGGUUGUGGAGCAAAUCUGCGAAGAGAUGA
This is a messenger RNA of Aspergillus japonicus CBS 114.51, 1224 nucleotides long. RefSeq names its product serine/threonine-protein kinase. Gene Ontology annotation, molecular function: ATP binding; calcium/calmodulin-dependent protein kinase activity; calmodulin binding. The transcript has 4 exons. The record is from RefSeq and is a predicted model, not a curated record. Gene Ontology annotation, biological process: protein phosphorylation; cellular response to oxidative stress. The coding region runs from base 1 to 1224 and encodes 407 amino acids. NCBI's taxonomy places the organism in Eukaryota, Fungi, Ascomycota, Eurotiomycetes, Eurotiales, Aspergillaceae.